GCAUAACUGGAUCUGCUUUGGAAGCCAAGAAAAGGAGUGGAGAUGGAGCCCCCAAUGGUCCUUUCUCUCUUCCUUCUCCUCUCUUCUGCCCAGUUCGCCUUCACAGGCACCCUGCGCCACCAGAUCGUGGGUGGGCACGAAGCCCAGCCCCAUUCGCGGCCAUAUGCGGCGGCGCUGAAGAUCAAUGGUAACUUCGGCUGCGGGGGGUUCCUCAUUGCCCCCCAAUGGGUCAUGACUGCAGCCCAUUGUAAUGGGGACAUCCAGGUCAUCCUGGGAGCCCACGAUCUCAAGGCCAUCGAAGAGAGCGCCCAAGUCUUGGCUGUGGAAAGCUACCACAUGCACCCAGGUUUCAACAUGAAGAUAGGCCUCCCAUAUAAUGACAUCCUUCUGCUCAAGCUGGAGCGCGAGGCCAAGCUCAACCGCUUCGUCCAGCCCAUCCCUCUGCCGAAGACCGACAAUGACCUGCCCAAGAAUACGCAGUGCUUUGUGGCCGGAUGGGGACGCAUCGAUGAGAGGGGCCCGGUCAAUUCCAAACUCUUUGAGACCAACGUCACCAUCCCUGGGCGCAGGCAGUGCCUCGUCUUCCACCCCAGUCUCACCGACGAUAUGCUGUGCGCCGGCAGCCGCUCUGUGAUAUGUGAUGUCAGCAAUGGCGAUUCCGGGAGCGCCAUGGUGUGCAAUGGGGCGGCACAUGGCAUCGUUUCCUAUGGCUUCCAGGUCCCCCCCUCCGUUUACACCCGAGUUGCUGCCUACCUUCCGUGGAUCAAGGAGAUCAUGGGCUGAAGGGACGGCGAGGUGCGGGGAUCCCGAUGGCGCGUUUACUCAUGAAAUAAACCAACCCCAGCAUUCAAA
Messenger RNA from Anolis sagrei ordinatus, 852 nucleotides. Its product is annotated as mast cell protease 2-like. The record is from RefSeq and is a predicted model, not a curated record. Gene Ontology annotation, molecular function: serine-type endopeptidase activity. Gene Ontology annotation, biological process: proteolysis. Lineage: Eukaryota; Metazoa; Chordata; Lepidosauria; Squamata; Anolidae.